AUGGCAUCGAAGUUUGGGUUGGCGGGUGGGAUACCGGAGCGGCGUGUCCGACCGAUUUGGGACGCCAUUGAUUCUCGACAGUUCAAGAAUGCUCUCAAGCACUCGGCUUCAUUGCUCGCUAAACACCCCAAUUCUCCAUACGCUCUUGGACUAAAAGCUCUUAUUUUGGAAAGGAUGGGUAAAUCUGAUGAAGCAUUAUCUAUUUGCAUAAAUGCAAAGGAACUUCUAUAUAAGAAUGACUCCUUGCUCAUGGAUGAUCUUACUCUGAGCACACUGCAGAUAGUAUUCCAACGUCUUGAUCAUUUGGAAUUGGCAACAAGCUGCUAUGAGCAUGCUUGUGGAAAACAUCCAAACAAUUUGGAGCUAAUGAUGGGGCUUUUCAAUUGUUAUGUUCGCGAGUAUUCUUUUGUGAAGCAGCAACAGACAGCUAUCAGAAUGUACAAGCUUGUUGGUGAAGAAAGGUUCCUGCUCUGGGCAGUGUGUAGCAUCCAAUUACAGGUUCUUUGUGCCAACGGAGAAGACAAGCUGUUACUCUUAGCUGAAGGCUUACUUAAGAAGCAUGUUGCCGCCCAUAGCUUGCAUGAGCCUGAAGCUCUUAUUGUCUACAUUUCCAUAUUGGAGCAGCAGGCUAAGUAUGGGGAUGCUUUAGAAAUUCUCUCUGGCAAAUUAGGUUCACUUUUAAUGAUGGAAGUUGAUAGGUUACGCAUAGAGGGGAGGCUUCUUGCUCGGGCGGGUGACUAUUCUGCUGCGGUUGUCGUAUACCAGAAACUCCUAAAACUUUGCCCUGAUGAUUGGGAGGGUUUCCUACAUUAUUUAAGCUGUGUGUUGGAGGAUGAUAGCAUCUGGUGCGUUGUAGCUGACAAUAAUCCUAUUCAGCGCUCAAAAUUUUUGGACUGCAGAGUCUCUCAUUUGUCGGAUGAAGUGUUUGAUUGUCGAACAUCAGAUGCAUCUGCUUUUGUACAAAAAUUACAAGAAGACAACCGUGAUAGUCUUAUUAGGGGCCCGUACUUGGCAGGUCUUGAAAUCAAAAGGAGGAAGCACUUGUAUGGAAAGGUCAAUGAUGAUGAGAUGAUUGAGGCCCUUAUGCAGUACUUUUCUAUAUUUGGUCACUUAGCCUGCUUCACUUCUGAUGUUGAGGUGUUUCUUCAAGUUUUAGCUCCAAACAAAAGGACGAAGUUCAAUGAGAGGUUGGUGAAAUGCUAUAGUUCCCUUCCAGUGGAUGUCACAAAAAUGCUUGGGCAGUCAAUAACACUAUUUAAAGUGCAAGAUGUGAUGGGCAAUAUGUAUACUACGCUCCCUGUGAGUGAACUUGAAGACACUGCUGUACGGAUGGUGAAGUUGUUUUUUGAAAGCCUUCCACUUUUUAAGGACUUGGAUCCACAAGAAAGUAUGCAGGGCGAGGAGCUGCUUUCUUUGACAUGUAAUGUACUAGUUCAGUUAUUCUGGCGUACAAGGCAUCUUGGCUACUUGGUAGAGGCAAUUAUGGUAUUGGAGUUUGGCUUGACUAUCCGAAGAUAUGUGUGGCAAUACAAGAUUUUAUUGGUGCACUUGUAUUCAUUUUUGGGUGCCCUUUCAUUAGCAUAUGAAUGGUAUAAAUUGCUGGAUGUUAAGAAUAUCUUGAUGGAGACUGUUUCACAUCAUAUGUUACCGCAGAUGCUGAAAUCCCCGCUUUGGGUUGAAUUAAAUAAUCUGCUUAAAGAUUAUCUCAGAUUUAUGGAUGAUUAUUUCAGAGAAUCUGCAGAUCUUACAUUUCUCGCAUAUCGACACAGAAAUUACUCUAAAGUCAUUGAAUUUGUUCAAUUUAAAGAGCACUUGCAACGUUCUAAUCAGUAUUUAGUGGCAAGGAUUGAAGCAGCCAUUCUACAGCUAAAGCAAAAUGCAGAUAACUUGGAAGAAGAAGAGCUUGUCCUUGAAAGCUUGAAUUGUGGGAUUCAAUUUGCUGAGCUGUCUAAUGAGAUCAGACCCAAAUCUUUGACCUUCAAUGAAGAUUUGCAAUCGCGACCGUGGUGGACGCCGAUAUCUGGGAAAAAUUAUCUUUUGGGUCCUUUUGAAGGAAUCUCCUAUUGUCCCAAAGAAAAUUUGACAAAAGAAAACGAAGCAAGUGUACGAAGAGCUAUUGAGAGGAGAGCGCUUCUUCCUCGGAUGGUCCAUCUGUCCAUCCAAAGUGCAUCGGCACUGCUCAAGGAUAAUAUGGAAGUUAAUGGUUCUGUAUCUGAUCCCCAAAUCUACUCAGAGUUGAAAUUUUUGCUUGAACGAUAUGCAAAGUUGUUGGGAUGUUCUCUGAGUGAUGCAAUAGAAGUGGUCAUGGGGGGUCUUAACAGCCAAAAAUCUUCUGAGGUAUUUCAUUCAGAUAUGGUUGAUUGGAUGAACUUUGCUGUGUUUUUGAAUGCAUGGAAGUUGUGCUCCAAUGAACGUAAGCAACUAGAUAGAGAUGGAUGUGCACCUGGUAUUUGGCGCACUGUGAAUUCUUUGUUGGAGAAGUAUAUUUCAGAGGUGGUCAAAUCCAUGGAGCCUCUUAUUCACCCAUCACGUGGAGAUCUUUCUUUUCUAGUACAAGUGAUUUCAGAACCAUUGGCUUGGCACAUUCUUGUAAUUCAAUCCUAUGUUCGCUCAUCCCUUCCAUCUGGCAAGAAGAAGAAGAAGGGUGGAUCUACUGAUCAUUCUACAUCUCCUCUCGCAAUUGUAACCCGGGAUACAAUUCAACUUUUGUGUGCAAUUCUAGAGGAGGUUACGAGAUGGUUAGGAGAACAAAUCAAGGGACCAGAGGAUGAAAAUUUGGAAAUAAUACUCUCCUCUGUUAGGAAAGAAAGCCAGGUUGAAGGGCCGGGCCAGGUUUUUCAGAUUUUAGGAACUUUGAUUUCUUCCACAAGUGAGAUGGAAGUUGGUGUUAGGAUAUGCGAAGCACUGAAGUCGUGGAAUCCUGUUGAUGUUGCAAGGAAGAUGGCUACUGGACAGAGUUUAGUGUUAUCAGAGUUUCUCUAUAUUUGUGAGAGCAGGAUGAAGUCAUUGCAGCUAUUGAAACACCAGAUAGCUCAAGUCUGAUGCAAGAUUUGUGUUGCUUGAUGCUUGAGGUUUUCAUAUAUUUUGGCUUGAUUUUCAGGAGUUUCAUCCAGCCAAUAAUCUUAGUUUUUUAAGUCUAGAUGUUAGGGAAAUAGCAAAAUUGACGCUUUAUUAUUGCGCUUGUUUUGCCUUCAUACAUCCCGACCAGAUGUGCUAAACGUAAGCUGCUGCUUUUCUUGCGGCAUUGCAAAAUUUUUCUUCUGUAAGAUUUCCUCGUGCACACUAGAAACAAAUAAGUUUUUGUUUGAUGUUUUGUAACUAUAUUUAUAUUAACUGUUAUUUUUUUUUAGCAGUGUAGCAUUAUUCUUAUUGGGCCUUUGCAA
Messenger RNA from Tripterygium wilfordii, 3383 nucleotides. RefSeq names its product N-terminal acetyltransferase B complex auxiliary subunit NAA25-like. Bases 1 to 3042 code for a protein of 1013 amino acids. Gene Ontology annotation, molecular function: protein binding; protein-N-terminal amino-acid acetyltransferase activity. The transcript has 19 exons. Gene Ontology annotation, biological process: N-terminal peptidyl-methionine acetylation. The record is from RefSeq and is a predicted model, not a curated record. Lineage: Eukaryota; Viridiplantae; Streptophyta; Magnoliopsida; Celastrales; Celastraceae. Gene Ontology annotation, cellular component: NatB complex; cytoplasm.